Sporothrix brasiliensis 5110 is the source of this 657-nucleotide messenger RNA. Its product is annotated as charged multivesicular body protein 2A. The coding region runs from base 1 to 657 and encodes 218 amino acids. The record is from RefSeq and is a predicted model, not a curated record. NCBI's taxonomy places the organism in Eukaryota, Fungi, Ascomycota, Sordariomycetes, Ophiostomatales, Ophiostomataceae. The transcript is spliced from 4 exons. Gene Ontology annotation, biological process: endosome transport via multivesicular body sorting pathway; late endosome to vacuole transport; protein transport. Gene Ontology annotation, cellular component: multivesicular body; ESCRT III complex.
AUGCUUGAAUGGGCUUUCGGAAAGCGCAUCACGCCAGCUGAGCGCCUGCGCAAGAACCAGCGGAUGCUAGACAAGGCUAUCCGCGAACUUGACCAGCAACGGGUCAAGCUCGAAAAACAAGAGAAGGCAUUGAUUGCUCAGAUCAAACAAAGCGCCCAAAAGGGGCAAAUGGGAGCGUGCAAGAUCCAGGCGAAGGAUUUGCGAUUCCACUACAGAUACAUCGAGAAGUUCUAUGGUAUGCGAAGCCAGCUGCAGAAGAUCUCCCUGCGACUUCAAACAUACCGAACAAAUGAGCAAAUGAUGCAGGCUAUGAAAGGCGCCACCAUGGCACUUGGUAGCAUGAACCGCACAAUGAACCUCCCGUCUCUUCAGCGUAUCGCCAUGGAGUUUGAGCGCGAGAAUGAUAUCAUGGAGCAGAGGCAAGAAAUGAUGGACGACGCAAUUGAUGACGCCAUGGAUGUCGGCGUCGAAGAGGAAGGUGACGAGGUUGUUGAGCAGGUCCUUGAGGAAAUUGGUGUCGACCUUACCCAAGCUUCUACAACGUUACCAGAGGGCAAAAUUGCUCAGGCAAUCGGCAGUGGCGGAGACGGCGGCGGCGCCGGCGGCGGCGGCGGCGACGACGAUCUUCAAGCCCGCCUGGACAGUCUACGGCGAUAG